Messenger RNA from Homarus americanus (American lobster), 1614 nucleotides. Its product is annotated as twist-related protein-like. Gene Ontology annotation, molecular function: protein dimerization activity. The record is from RefSeq and is a predicted model, not a curated record. The coding region runs from base 257 to 1021 and encodes 254 amino acids. Lineage: Eukaryota; Metazoa; Arthropoda; Malacostraca; Decapoda; Nephropidae. The transcript is spliced from 2 exons.
GAGGGGCGAGUGCUCAGUGGUUUGGGGUCCGCCUGGCAGUGAAUACGUGUGUUAACUCUACUCUCGCCCACCUGCCAGCCUGCCUUCCUGCCUGCCUGCCUCCCUGCUGGGUGACCGAGAAUCAGGAGCCAAGGAACAGUCGCGCGAGGGAAGUGUGUGACUGUGUUGGAGGGCCUCGAGGACUAUGAGUAGAUAAACUCUUACAAGUGAAGGCCUAGUGACUGACAUCCUCUUCCCUCGAGCGUCUCACCACAACAUGAUCACUGGCGCCACGAUGGCUAAAGCAGAACACCAAGUGACGGUACAGGAACAAGUGGUGGUGUCUGUGGAUGAUAACAACAACGACAGUAACAAUAAUAAUAAUAAGUGUUCGGAAGAUGAAUCAGGAAUCUCUGGCGGGAAGUACCAGCUUCGUCCGCGGUCUGUUAAGUCGCGGCGCCGCUGUGACAGUGACUGGAACUUCCAGGACACGCUGAGACAUAAGCCACGGCCGCCGCCACUCUCCAGGUACCGCAGGAAGACGGCCAACGCUCGGGAGAGGUACCGCAUGCGGCAAAUCAACACAGCCUUCGACAGCCUGCGGGGUGUGUUACCGUCGUGGGUGUGUAGUCGACGAGCAGCCUCCGACAUGACCAAGAUCACCACACUGAAACUCGCCUCCGCCUACAUCAGGUCCCUACAGGACAUCCUGGACGGUAACGCCCACCAGGACACCUGCUCCUGGGUCCUCUCCAGCAUCCUAGAUGAAGCCUCCUCCAGCCCCCAGCAGCCCCAGCCCGUCCACUACAACCCCAGCAUCACCCCUAGCAAGACCCACCAGCCCCCAGCACACACCACCACGGACUCGGAGCUGGUGUCUCUCCUGUGUGGUGCCUCGGACUCCAGCGUCUUCCAGGACAACCUUGAGUCCUUCUCGUACCUGUCCCCAGCAGGUGACACCGACACAGUGACCCUCUUGCUGCUGGGGGCUGACCCACCUCGCUGCUGGGGGGAGGCGCAACACACCCUCCCUGUCUCGUGAUGUAGGACUCGUGUAGAGGAUAACAGAAAAUAUUCCGUAGUUCCCUGACAGUCAUCUCACCUGCCUGUGAUGUACUGAUCAAUAGUUGUGCCAUGGAGAAAAAGGACCACAUUCCUGACGCUAGACGACCUGUGUAAGAUUAUCCAGAAUUAUUAACAUUGUCUGUUGUAGAAACUAAGACCCGAGGAAGGUGCUUCAUAACCCGGCAGUUACAGCACUGUACAUCAAUAGAGGGCCUGUGAUCUGAGGUUAUUUCAGGAAAAAGUCAGUAGAAAGUUCAAAUGCUUAACACUGUGCCUCAUUAUUUACGAAGACCAAUACCAUGAUAGUCUUGAACUUAAACCAUGAUAGUCUGGCUGAAAGUAAGGUAUUAAUAGACGUCUGCUUCUCGACAUGCGGUUGACUUUAGUGAAUGAAGACGUUUGGCGGUGUGAGCCAUCAGUGUAGUGAGGGAAGGGUGACCGCACCUGGACGUCAAGAUACAAGUUGUAACUUACUGCUGUCUCACUUGGCUUCAUGUUACACCAACACACACUACCUUUAGGGUACACCUCACUAUGUUCUCCUCACUGAUAACACUCUGAAUUAUGCAU